AUGUCACAUGAUUGUACUAGAAACGAUUAUCCAUUAUGCCGCAAUCUUUUCCAGGAGCGUCAUAAAAUUUGCUUCAUCACAGCGGGCGUGUCUUUGAAUAUUGUUGGUCACGGAUGCGUGAUCGGGUUCAGCGCAGUGCUGAUCCCCAGUUUGCGACUGCCUGAGUCACACAUUCACGCCACACCGGCGGAGGAGUCAUGGAUCGCAUCAGUGAUCGGCUUCGCACUCAUCAUGGGCAACAUUAUAAUCACCCCUUUGAUGGAUACGAUAGGCCGCAAGAAGUGCCAUCUCUUGACCAUCAUCCCCAACAUGAUUGGCUGGAUCAUGCUGCAGUUGGUCAACAACGUUGCUGGACUUAUCACGGCUAGAAUUCUACAAGGAAUCGCUAUGGGUAUGCUAGGGCCAUUAGGGUCUAUUAUAAUAGGGGAAAUGACAGAUCCAAAAAACAGGGGCGCCUUUCUUACUUGUGUUUCCCUGUCGUUAACUACAGGAGUUCUGGCUUCACAUGCUUUAGGGACUUAUUUCAGUUGGCAAUACACAGCUUUGAUAUGUUCAUUUGUAACCUUCGCAAGUCUGAUCUUGAUCAUCUACAGCCCAGAAUCACCAUCUUGGUUGAUUUCUAAAGGAAGAUUUGAAGAGGGUCGAAGAGUUUUCCUUCGGAUAAGAGGAGAAACCGAUGAUCAAGAGGAAGAAUUAGAACAUAUGAUCUUAGCCCAAAAGAUGGCCAGAAAGUCUAGUGUCGAAGGACAAAAAAUAACCUUCGGAAGGAAAUUAAGAAGAUUCUGCAGCUAUCUUGGUGAAGCUUCACGAAAACCUGAGUUCUACAAACCAAUUACCCUUAUGUUUUUAACAUAUACCAUGUUUCAAUUCGCUGGUAUUAAUGUUAUAAGUUCAUAUACAAUGGAUAUUAUUGCACAAGUUGUAGGUCCGGAGGCUAAUGCCAAAUUCUGGAUGGUUGCAUUAGAUAUAGAAAGACUUAUUUGUAAUAUUCUUGCUGUAUUCUUGAUGAGAACUAUGAAACGACGUGUAUUACUCUUCAGUACUGGCGGUUUAUGUAUUUUAAGCUACUUAGGUAAAGCGUAUUAUGUAUUUGCAAAAGAGAAUAACACGCUACUGUUUGAUGGUCAGUGGAUACCCAUAACAUUAAUUGCAUUAUAUAUGUUUUCUUUAACGGUAGGUAUAUCGGCAAUUACUUUUGCGAUUUCGGGGGAAAUCUUUCCAUUACAAUAUCGAGGUUUGGGAGGAGGAUUAAGUGUAUUAGGUUUAUCUUUAAAUUUCUUUAUAGCUGUCAAAUGCUUCCCAGUGUUAAAUGGCAGUAUCGGAUUGCCUUUAACAUAUUGUCUAUACGCUGGUAUAGUUUUAUUGUGCCUUGCAGUCAUAUGGUUCAUGUUACCUGAGACCAAAGAUAGAACUUUGCAGGAAAUCGAGGAUAUUUUCAGAGGUAUUUCUCCUAAAGAUAAAAGGAGUGCGCGACCAUUAAAUGCGGCAGCUGUUAGUCAAAUGAGAAGGUGUAGUUCUGUUAGCUCGCAUAUUUUAUACUAACUGGUUGUGUAGAUGAAAUCAAAUUGUAUGUGUAAUUGUAAUGGCUGUUGUAUACUUUAAAGUAACAGAUGGACUGUGUCGCAGAAAUCGCGAGUAAGAACAUUAGAAAUUUGAAAAUUUUCUUGACACCACAGCACAAAGCUGGUCGGACUUAGCGAAUUGCUGUGGAGAAGGAAAUAUGGGAAAAGUUCAUAUUUAUAUUUGUAAAAGCACAGGUUUUUAGGUUCAAUUGUCGCACAUAGGAAAUGAAACAAUUUUUCGGAUCUAAAGCACGUAUUUUUUCAAACUAACCAACUUUUUGGGGUUUACGGUUGCUCAGCCGUAUAUAGUUUAGUCAUUUAGUGCUGGCGUUACGUAGCGUCGCUGCGCGGACGUCUCGUAUCGACGCUGUGCGUGCGUAGGUUAGACGCUGACGCAAAGACGCUAGUGUGGUCUAGCUAGGUCUGGCUAGGGGGGUCUCUACCACCUUCUUACAAGGUAAAGCUCCUUAAAACUAGAUUUAAAAAAAAACAUAAAAGUUAACGACAAUUCUUCUGAGAAAUUGUCAUUUCGCAGAUGUGUUGUUGUUGUUUGGUGUAUGUGCGUUUUUUUUUAGAUUGUAACUUGUUGUCGAAAAACAACUGUUCCAGGAGGUGUAAAUUCUGUAACAAACCUCUUUGUUUCGAAUAAAUCAUAAAACUACUUCCUAACCUAUAGUCUGUCUUUUUUGAAGACUGAGUAAAAUGACAUUUGUAGGUUUGCCAGUUUUCAUAAAAUUUUAAAUAAUUAUGAAGUUGUUGUUGAUGUUUUUAUCAAUAGAUUGUGUUUAUUCUUAUUUUG
Molecule: messenger RNA, 2361 nt
Organism: Hyposmocoma kahamanoa
Lineage: Eukaryota; Metazoa; Arthropoda; Insecta; Lepidoptera; Cosmopterigidae
Product: facilitated trehalose transporter Tret1-like
Exons: 3
Coding region: 1-1542 (513 amino acids)
Biological process (GO): transmembrane transport
Cellular component (GO): membrane
Molecular function (GO): transmembrane transporter activity
Source: RefSeq, a predicted model, not a curated record